AACAUAAGAAGUGGAGCUACCCUCUUUCCCCAAGGAGACAAUUCCACUGGUCCAAUUCGUACAAAAAUAAUCUUUGAUACUGGGAUUUACGGUUGCGAGUCGGAAAACCAUACUGGGGAACAGAAAGAAGGAGUCGUGUCCGCAAUUCGAGAGACCAGACUGAAUCAAUUAUGCGAGACGGUGGAUGUUAUGGGUCGCAAAAUGAGACGUGAAACAGUGUGGAGUCGUGUCGCGCGAGGAAGGAGAGGAAUGUUUCCGUCCAGAGGGCUAUUUACGAUUCAAAGGACGAGGACCUGUCACGGCGAUUCUCGAUAAGAAGGCAAGAUCGAUUCGCAUCGUGAUCGGUAUUAUCGCGGAAGGACGAGCGAGAGAUACGGGAUUAUCUCCGACGAGUCGAGCUGGGGCGCAAUUAUCUCUGAGAGUUAACGACUGCGGCUUGCUUCGUUCCGGGGGUGAAGGAGAAGAAUGACGAUGCGCGGCAAUGGUCCACUCGUGAUCUUGCGAUCGCUGAUGGUCGCCGCCGCCGCUACGACGGUACCAGGGACUUGGAUAAACCUGGGUCUGCGACACUUGCCGCAACUGGAACCGGCGCAGACGAUGGAGCCGUUUGACGCGAGUGCCUCCACGAUCUGCGUUGGUCUAAAGGGCCUGUCUCAGGGCCAGGGGAAGCUCUGCCAGCUGUCCGUGGACCACAUGUUCAGUGUAGCCAAGGGAGCGAAGUACGGUGUUAUGGAGUGCCAGCAUCAGUUCAAGGACAGAAGAUGGAACUGCUCCACCGUCCACGAUGAGACCGUGUUCGGUCCGAUACUUAGAAUAGCGAGCAGGGAAACCGCGUUCGUUCACGCGAUCACCGCCGCUGGAGUGGUCUACUCCAUCAGCCGUUCCUGCCGGGAUGGCCACCUGUCGUCGUGCGGCUGUUCCAGGAGUAGCAGGCCCAAGGAUCUAAAACGCGAUUGGAUCUGGGGCGGAUGCGGGGAUAAUCUCGAAUACGGCUACAAAUUCACGCAGGCAUUCGUUGAUGUGCGGGAGCGAGAGCGUAGUUUCAAAAAAGGCAGCCGGGAGCAGGGCAGGAGUCUGAUGAAUCUGCACAACAACGAGGCCGGUCGCAGGGCCGUCGUCAAAAGGUCCAAGGUGACGUGCAAAUGUCACGGCGUUUCCGGAAGCUGUAGCCUGAUCACCUGCUGGCAGCAGCUCGCAUCAUUUCGCGAGAUCGGUGAUUUUCUCUUGGACAAAUACGACGGUGCGACCGAAGUCAAAGUCAAUCGGCGCGGUCGUUUGUCGAUACGCGAUCCUAGGUUCUCCGUGCCUACUGCGAAUGACUUGGUCUACCUGGACGACUCGCCGAACUACUGCCUUCCGAAUGAUACCCUGGGAUCACUAGGUACGCAGGGUAGAUUAUGCAAUAGGACUUCGUCCGGCAUGGACGGUUGCAAUCUUCUUUGCUGCGGCAGAGGAUACAACACGCAGAAGUCGACCAUCAGGGAAAGAUGCGAAUGCAAGUUUCACUGGUGUUGCUUCGUCGAGUGCAAGACCUGCGUAAAGAAUAUCGAUAUACACACUUGCAAAUAGCACACUACUAUUUAUUUCUUUCUUUUCCGUAAAUCUUUUUCGGACUUGUCCUCGCAUUGUCGAAGAUAUAUACACUUGACAGUACAACGUAUUCUGGUAAC
This is a messenger RNA of Trachymyrmex septentrionalis, 1670 nucleotides long. Its product is annotated as protein Wnt-5b-like. The transcript has 8 exons. Gene Ontology annotation, molecular function: cytokine activity; frizzled binding. Gene Ontology annotation, cellular component: extracellular region. Bases 466 to 1569 code for a protein of 367 amino acids. NCBI's taxonomy places the organism in Eukaryota, Metazoa, Arthropoda, Insecta, Hymenoptera, Formicidae. Gene Ontology annotation, biological process: neuron differentiation; multicellular organism development; canonical Wnt signaling pathway. The record is from RefSeq and is a predicted model, not a curated record.